CCUCCUCGGGAAGCCUAUUAGCUGCAGUCAGAGGGGCUGCUAACAAAAUGACUUAAAAGUGCUGGAAUGAGGGAAAGUUGAGUUCAAGUCGGUUAUUAAAGCAAUACUUUCUUAAGUUUGCACAACACAUCACGCCCCAGUUGAGGUGGGUCACCUCGGCCACAAGGAAAAAUACACCAGAAGAACAACUUCCUUUAGCUGCUGUGCAACUUGCAGCACAGAGCUGGCUUUUUAACUGCAGUUUAAGAAUCUUCUUCAAUUAUAGCUGCAGUAUUAUAAAACAUGCCCCUGCAAUCCGAAUUAACUGUAGAUGCAGGACCCCAGACUGCCAGUCAAGUCCCCGUGUGCUGCUCAGCUCGCUACAACCUGGCACUGCUGGCCUUUUUCGGGUUCUUCCUGCUGUACGCCUUGCGCGUCAACCUGAGCGUUGCUCUGGUGGACAUGGUAGAGCCCAACAUAAGCUUAGCCAAGAACACCACUUCCAACGUGUGCCCAGAGCAUUCUUCCACCAUAAACGUUCCUCGCAACACAACGGGGGAAAAGUAUUCUUGGGAUGCUGAUACUCAGGGAUGGAUCCUGGGUUCGUUUUUCUAUGGCUAUAUCAUUACUCAGAUUCCAGGAGGAUAUCUUGCCAGCAGGAUCGGAGGGAAGCUGCUACUGGGGUUUGGCAUUUUUGGAACCUCAGUGUUCACCUUGCUGACACCCUUAGCUGCAAACCUGGGGGUUGGCUACCUCAUAGCUGUCAGAGUCUUGGAAGGACUGGGAGAGGGCGUUACCUUCCCAGCGAUGCACUCGAUGUGGUCUUCUUGGGCCCCCCCCCUGGAACGCAGCAAGCUCCUGAGCAUCUCCUAUGCAGGUGCACAGCUGGGAACUGUUGUCUCUCUGCCGCUCUCUGGUUUAAUCUGCUACUACAUGAACUGGGUUUAUGUGUUUUACAUAUUUGGUGCUCUUGGCGUGUUAUGGUUCUUCUUCUGGAUGUGGUUGGUUAGUGAUAAACCAGAAACUCACAGGAGCAUUUCACAUGCUGAGAGAGAAUAUAUACUCUCUUCUCUCAAAGAUCAGCUUUCUACGCAGAAAUCUGUUCCCUGGAGGCCGAUGCUGGAGUCCAUCCCGCUCUGGGCUAUCGUUGUGGCUCACUUCUCCUACAACUGGACUUUCUACACCCUUCUCACCCUCCUGCCCACCUACAUGAAGGAGAUCCUGCGGUUUGAUGCACAGGAGAAUGGUUUUUUAUCCGCCCUACCUUAUUUUGGCUGCUGGUUAUGCAUCAUUCUGUCGGGCCAUAUUGCUGAUCAUUUGCGGGAAAAGCAGAACUUCUCCACUGUUUGUGUUCGCAAAUGCUUCACCCUCAUAGGAAUGAUCGGACCCGCCGUGUUCUUGGUGGCUGCAGGAUUCAUAGGCUGCAACUACGCCCUGGCUGUUGCCUUCGUGACCAUAUCAACAACCCUGGGAGGGUUCUGCACCUCUGGCUACAGCAUCAACCACCUGGACAUCGCACCCUCGUAUGCUGGAAUUCUCCUGGGGAUCACCAAUUCUUUUGCCACCAUCCCAGGAAUGGUGGGGCCAGUUAUUGCCAAGAACCUCACUCAUAAUAAUACUGUGGGAGAAUGGCAGACUGUUUUCUAUAUUGCUGCUUCUAUUAAUCUAUUUGGAGCGAUUUUCUUUGCGUUCUUUGCCAGCGGAGAAGUGCAGGACUGGGCAGUCAGUGGGUAUCACUUGCACAGGAGCUGAAGGACGUGUUGAAAUACCAAAGCUGUGCCGAAUCCCAAUGUGCUACAAUUAUGUGACCGGAAAAGUGCCUUCCCUACCGAUGCCGAGGAGUCUUUGGAGCUCUUCAGUUCAACUGUUUUAUCUGUGUAUCUUUUGUACUGGAAAUCAUUUGACGGCAUAGGUGUGCUAUUUCCUAACAAGAAACUAUUUGGAUUAAACAGAAUAGUUUCGUGCUAGGACUUGAUAUCGAAUAUAUUAUCAGAGACAACAUUUUAAAUCGGUGUGCUAGGCUCCAGUUCCUUCCAGGUUUUAAUUAAUAUUUUUCCGAAUUAAUGUGUAGGCAGAUGUUUGUUGAUACUGAAAUGAGAGGAAAAAGCAAAGUGGUUACGGAGCACGUAAAGAGGAGUGGCAUACAAAGAAUCCUACCCAAAAAAGUGGUUUGAUUUUUGUGAUGAGAUUAAUAGGCUUUUUGCUGUUUAAAAACCUAGAAGAGCUUUAGUUUUCUACGGUCUUUUAUAAAGCUUUUAUUUUGUCAGUGAGGAACGCACACAUGAUUUUAUUCUAUUUUACGCACAAGUUCUCAGUGUAUAAACACUCCCCGUUUCAUGAGAGCAGCUUCACAAGCUGAGCAGCUUCACAAGAUGAGGAAGUAAAACCUGCCGUUGGGCCUGACAGAAUGAGCCAUGUGUUCUCAGUGGGGCAGGGUGCUCAAACAGCCCUUAUUUUCAUUCAUCUGUGCGAAAGAAAGAAGAAUGCAGCUCUGUGGUUUGAACCUCGGCAGCGUGCAAGAGCGAGCUAGGAACGGAGUUAUCCGCACACUUACCUUAAAAUAACUUUCAGUUUGGCAGUUCGGGUUUUUUUGUCUCUUUCAAUCAAUGCAGUGAAACUCUUCCCUCUUGCGUGUAGAUAUAUUUGUCAGCUUGUCGGUGUAAGCGCCAGAAAAUCAGGCCAGCGUAGGGAAUAAUGAGAAAAAUCAGUUCUCGUCUCUAGAAGCCUUGUUUGGUGGUCGGAUAAAAGUAGAGUAAGAAAGAACUAGUGCAAUAAACUGCUGGUCAAUGCAGAAUUUGCCACUCAAGAGCAUCCUUUGCACAACAUGUCACCGUGCCACCCAGUAGCGUUAAUGAAGUCUAUGGGACAGCAGCCUCGGGAGGGACAAAUGAGCCUGUAGUCAUAAAGCAAAGGAAAACUCUUGUGCCAAAGAUUCCUGGAUUGGAGCAAUUGGAUGAAAACGAAAAAUCACCGGGCUCUGGGCUUUCCGUCUGCCACCCAUCCCAAAGGGAAGCCCAGUUGUACCACUGCUCCAGUGGAGCCCUCCUUCAUUUCUGGGAAAUGGCAUCUGCUGCCACUUCGUAGCUUUGGUUUGACCUUCCUUGAAGCGUCACCUUCUCGGAGGGUGGGACCGUGUUUGAAUCUGUGUUUGUCUCUGCAGCAUUUCCACAAUAAACCCUGUGAAGCUCAGAUGAAAUGAGUAGUUGUUCAGCGGGAGUCUGUUAAAGCUGUGUUGUACCGUCAGUGUUUCCACAAUAAAUGGGAUGAAUAUUCACACCUGCA
This is a messenger RNA of Calidris pugnax (ruff), 3261 nucleotides long. It is a transcript of the gene SLC17A5, whose product is annotated as solute carrier family 17 (acidic sugar transporter), member 5. NCBI's taxonomy places the organism in Eukaryota, Metazoa, Chordata, Aves, Charadriiformes, Scolopacidae. Gene Ontology annotation, biological process: transmembrane transport; monoatomic anion transport. Gene Ontology annotation, molecular function: transmembrane transporter activity. The record is from RefSeq and is a predicted model, not a curated record. The transcript is spliced from 11 exons. Bases 283 to 1731 code for a protein of 482 amino acids.